This is a messenger RNA of Lepisosteus oculatus (spotted gar), 887 nucleotides long. Its product is annotated as legumain-like. Lineage: Eukaryota; Metazoa; Chordata; Actinopteri; Semionotiformes; Lepisosteidae. Gene Ontology annotation, molecular function: cysteine-type endopeptidase activity. Gene Ontology annotation, biological process: vacuolar protein processing. The record is from RefSeq and is a predicted model, not a curated record.
GGCGGGCAGUAAGUAUCCCACAUCACAACUUGGAACCAGUGACAAGGCAGCAGAGGUCUCUCUACCGAGGACUUAAUUCGUGUUUCAGUUCGUCAUUGUUGCUAUACAGGUUUAGCAAGAGGUUAUAAUGACAAGCCCAGCGGUUGAUCCAGUCGUGAAAAGCUCUGAUGUUCCUGUAGUGACUCUGCAGAAUAAAAUACAAUCUGCCAAAACCCCAGAAGAAAAAGAAAAGCUCAAGAAAGACCUAGAUGACCUGAUGCAGACAAGAGAGCUAAUCCGGGCAUCGGUAAUACAGAUCAUUGAAAAAUCCACCGACUCCAAAGAGCAAGCACAGUCAAUCCAAACCUCGGGACAAGCCGACAUCACCAACUACAAGGUGUACCGGGAGGUCAUAGAGUAUUACAAGCAGAAAUGUUUUAACUGGCACAACCCAAAGUAUGCAUAUGCCCUUCAUCAGCUGCACCUGUUCUCAAAUCUGUGUGAGGCGAACGUGCCCAUGGAGCGCAUUAAAACAGCCAUUGAUGUCGUAAGUGAAAACCUGAAGAAAGGAGAUGCAGCUGGAUGUUGAGCAACGGCCAGAACGGACCCUAAUGGAGCAUCUUCUUUUACUACAGAGCCACAGCUGAACUAACACUAACAGGGCAGACACUGUAUAUUUUCAUUCUAGAGAGGCCUGGGAAACAGGAAACAGUGUUAUUCUGUUGUGUGUGUGUUUUUUCUGUUUUGUUUUACUGUAAUUUUUUAUUCCUUUUUUUUCCUUUUUAAUGUAUUUACUGUAUUGUAUUAUUUCAACUAGAUUUUUACUGCACUGUGUUGAUUGUGCCUGGCUGCCGUAGCACUUGAAUUCCCUGCAUGGGAUUAAUAAAGUACCUACCUACCUAGCUGUA